Molecule: messenger RNA, 2604 nt
Organism: Amphibalanus amphitrite
Lineage: Eukaryota; Metazoa; Arthropoda; Thecostraca; Balanomorpha; Balanidae
Product: protein embryonic gonad-like
Exons: 3
Coding region: 250-1260 (336 amino acids)
Biological process (GO): regulation of DNA-templated transcription
Molecular function (GO): zinc ion binding; DNA-binding transcription factor activity; sequence-specific DNA binding
Source: RefSeq, a predicted model, not a curated record
AAUGAGCGGCCGUCCGCAUCUGAGGCCGAGCAGCGCGGCGGCCGGCAGCUGCGGAGGCGGCCAGUGCACUUGCAGACGUGUUGCAGGGAGGUGUGUGCUGAGACGCUGCGCGGUCCGGCGCCCCCAAACUGACCCCGUGACACGCACAGAGACGCACAGAGACGCAGCAGCCGAGACGCUCAGAGACAGAAGAGAGACGGUCCGGACGACGCCCUCAGCUGUCUGACCCGUGGUCGUCCUCGUCUGCUGAUGAACGUGAAUCUGCCAUCGGCAGGAGCCGCCCCCAACUUCAACUUCGAGAUGAACCAGUUAUGCAAAGUCUGCGGGGAGCCGGCUGCCGGGUUCCACUUCGGUGCCUUCACCUGCGAGGGCUGCAAGUCCUUUUUCGGGCGGACCUACAACAACCUCUCGUCGCUGAACGAGUGCAAGAAUAACGGCCGGUGCGUCAUCAACAAGAAGAACCGCACCUCGUGCAAGGCCUGCCGCCUCCGCAAGUGCCUAAUGGUGGGCAUGUCCAAGUCGGGCUCGCGCUACGGCAGACGCUCCAACUGGUUCAAGAUCCACUGUCUGAUGCAGGAGCAGGCACAUCAGGUGAUGGACGGUAACCAGAGCAUGCACAACGGCAACGGCUUCAACGGGUUCAGCGCCGGCCUCAGUCCCAUCAAGAACGGUGACUCUGCCGAGCCGACCGAGCCGCCGCCGGCCACCAAGUGCUCCCCGCCUCCGUCCGAGGCCUCCAACCCGGCCAAGAGCCCGUCGUCGGACACGUCAGACAGCAAGCCGCCGCUGGGCCGGUUCCACCCGUACGGCAGCGCGCUGCCGCCGCAGCUGUUCUACGACAAGGCGUUCCUGUCGCCGCUGGCCGCCUCGCUGCCGUUCUCGCCGUUCGCCUCACUGCAGACGCCGUACCCGCUCUUCCCGGCGGCGUACCAGCAGAAGCUGCUCUUCCCGCAGAGCUACCUGCCGGCGCAGCUGAGCGAGCUCUACCAGAAGAAGGCCGCCAUGGCCACCUCACCGCCCAAGAUGGCCAGCCCCACGGCGGCCGCCGACGCACCCGAGCAGGAUACGCCCAUUGACCUGUCGACUCGCGGAGUCACCGAGCUGCCGGCGGCGGCGCGGCCGGUCGACUCUGACUCGGACUCGGAAUCGGUGCACAGCGCGGCCGCCUCCAGCGCCGCCUCCCUCUCGAGCAGCGAGGAGUCGACCGUGACGCGGCCGGCCGCCGUCGAGACGCCGCUCGACCUCACGGCUCGAACGUGAGACCUCGCCGCCGCGCCGCGUCACUCCCCUCCUCGCUUCUAGUUCCGGCCUCGCGCGGUGUUGGCGCCGAGUUCGGCGCUGAAUGCGCAGGGUGCGCGUGCUUUUUACGCGCUGAUCUGCGCCAAUUAGGACUCAUCGCCGCGCGUUGCUCGCGCGUGCCGCUCACUCGUGCCUUGUCCACGUGGCGUCCACACGUGGCGCCGCACGUGGCUCGCUCACGACCAUCCGCUCUCGGCGGCCGUGCCAUACUGCGCCCCGGGCCGGCGCCGGCCGCUGCCUCCAGUAUUAGCGCGGUCCCCAUGUUGAGUACAAAACUGCCCCGGCAGAGUGCUCCGCAGACUGCAGCGUGUGUGCUGUGUAUGUCUGUCUGCGUAUGUGAGAGUGUAUGUCAUGUCCCGCUGUCGGCCGUCCCCGGGGUGACAGCGGUAGCCAAGAUUGUGUACGAGUAGCUGUGCAAUAGGACCCGUGUUACGCAGCCGGAGAGAUUAGAGAGCUUACCAGGCGCUGGGUUAUAGUUGCUGUCUCUGCUCCGUUUGUGUUGAUGCACGUACUCAUCAUGACCAUUCACGUCAUUUUGCGUUGGAUCGAUCCUCGAAUUAAAUAUGUCCUGUGUUGACUGAAGUGAUGGCCUCUCUGCACUCUAUCCUCUAAGCUGCCAAAGUGAUGGAACAGAACGCGCGCCUCCGCGGCUCGCCAUUCCUGACCCGCAAUAUACCGCUGCACGGCCUCUGUUCCGACCGUCUGCUGCCAUGGGGGUGUCGGCGAUGACUGUCUGGGCCAGCCGGAUGCAUUGUGUGCAAAUGAAGCAACACCUCGGCGGUCGAACUGGGUCUCCGCACCCAGACCAAUAGCUGUGGUAUAGACCCGACCCCGCAACAAAUUCAUCCCUCGGUCACCGACCACCGACCACCGACGGGCAGAUUCACCCGUUAAAGUGCCUCAGAAAUUCCACCCCACCCCCAUCCUGGAGUUGUUGCAGAUGGCCGAGGGGCGUUGUCAUCUCUGGCCGCCCCCAGGGUCGGUCGGUCGCUCCAGCCCAGAGUUCCAGCACAGGGCGCGGGCGGCGCGGGCGAAGGGGUAAUUGGAUCGCCACACCCCUUCAACGAGCUGGAACUCCACCUAAAGUCAUUGCGUGCGUUCCGACCCGAUGUUCAUCCAAACACACACAACGGUCAAAGUAGGUGUAUUUAAGCUUUUAGCUGUGCUAGCUCCUUGUCUGUUGACGUGCAUUGUGAUGCGAGAGUGUAUACAGUUGUGUUUUAUUACAUAUUUUAUGUAGAGUACUAUUAGUGUCCUGAGUGUCUUCUGGCGCAAUCGCAUAAUAAAUUGUCGACAACCGAUGGA